AUGGCAGCGAACUCUGUAAAAGGGCCCAAUGGGAAGCAGCCCGCGUCGGCGGCGACCAAUCUGAUCGCUGGUGGAGGAGCUGGUAUGAUGGAGGCCCUCGUGUGCCAUCCGCUCGACACGAUAAAAGUGCGGAUGCAGCUUUCGCGGAGAGCAACAGCGCCAGGCGUCAAACGCCGCGGCUUCCUAAAAACCGGUUCCGAAAUCAUAAAGCGCGAAACCCCCCUUGGCCUCUAUAAAGGCCUGGGCGCCGUGCUCACGGGCAUCGUGCCCAAAAUGGCCAUCCGCUUCACCAGCUACGAGUGGUACAAACAGCUGCUCGCGGCGCCGGACGGGACCGUGAGCAAGAAGAGCACCUUUCUUGCUGGCCUAGCCGCCGGCGUAACCGAAGCCGUCGCUGUCGUGACCCCCAUGGAAGUCAUCAAGAUCCGCCUGCAAGCCCAACACCACAGCAUGGCCGACCCGCUCGACGUGCCCAAAUACCGCAACGCGGCGCACGCGCUCUACACCGUCGUGAAAGAAGAGGGCGCCGGCGCGCUGUACCGCGGUGUGUCGCUCACGGCCUUGCGCCAGGGCUCCAAUCAAGCCGUCAACUUUACUGCUUAUAGUUUGUUCCGGCAGAAGCUGCAGGAAUACCAGGGGACGACGGAUCUGCCCGGGUGGCAGACCAUGUUUAUUGGGCUGGUGUCGGGCGCGAUGGGCCCGUUGUCGAAUGCGCCGAUUGAUACGAUUAAGACGCGUUUGCAGAAGACGCCGGCGGAGUCGGGGGUGGGGGCCGUGCAGAGGAUUUUGGUUAUUAUGCGGGAAAUGUGGAAGCAAGAAGGCAGCCGCAGUUUCUACAAGGGUAUCACGCCGCGCGUGAUGCGUGUUGCGCCCGGCCAGGCUGUGACGUUCACCGUGUACGAGUAUCUGAAGGGCUUGUUGGAGAAGAAUCGGGAUAUGCCCCCGGCUGGGAAGUAUGAAGAAUAG
This is a messenger RNA of Mytilinidion resinicola, 966 nucleotides long. RefSeq names its product mitochondrial carrier. Lineage: Eukaryota; Fungi; Ascomycota; Dothideomycetes; Mytilinidiales; Mytilinidiaceae. Gene Ontology annotation, biological process: fumarate transport; transmembrane transport; succinate transport. Bases 1 to 966 code for a protein of 321 amino acids. The transcript has 6 exons. The record is from RefSeq and is a predicted model, not a curated record.